Molecule: messenger RNA, 2486 nt
Organism: Trifolium pratense (red clover)
Lineage: Eukaryota; Viridiplantae; Streptophyta; Magnoliopsida; Fabales; Fabaceae
Product: protein NRT1/ PTR FAMILY 5.10-like
Exons: 5
Coding region: 541-2253 (570 amino acids)
Biological process (GO): dipeptide transport; transmembrane transport
Cellular component (GO): membrane
Molecular function (GO): tripeptide transmembrane transporter activity; dipeptide transmembrane transporter activity
Source: RefSeq, a predicted model, not a curated record
GGGGUGGACCUACAAAUACUCCGACGAUAAAGUAAGUAUUGUGAGGGAGAGGUAUAGGGUUUAGAAUAGUGUGUACAUUGGCUAGACCGUAAGUUAACCUUUAUAGGAGUUGAAUUAGGGUUAUGAGGAACAAGAACCUUAUGUGAGGCAGGUGUUGUCGGAUUGCCUAGAACUUAAAUCCAAUGGUUAGGAGUGGUCUCCGCAAACUUUAUCAUGUGUGCCUCUAAAGCAUGUCUAUGAGAUGGUUUGUCUAAGACCUAUUGACUUCGGUGACCCAGUCCAAAGCAAGAUUAGGCUUUGGCCUAAUUCCGUCCGAACAAGUGCCUCCAAGCAUUUAGCCAGCGGAGCAAGAUAAUGGUUUGAUACAAUCAUUGGUAGUGUCUCCUAAGUGGAUGCGUUCUCGAUACCACGCGCCUUAGUAAUUUUGAGUAUUUGGAGUCCAAAUCUGCCAGGAUUUUCCAUCAUGGGUGCUCUGGCGGCCGGCCUGCCAAACCUGUGACAAUUCCUUGAUUUGUGAUGAAGAAAAAGUGAAUAGCUUUGAUGGAAGAAUCAAACGAUGUUUUGUUGGAAGCUGAAUUAGCUCUUGUAGACGGCUCCGUUGACUACACAGGACAACCUGCAAUUAGAUCCAAAUCUGGUUAUUGGAGAUCAGCCUGGUUUAUCAUAGGUGUGGAAGUGGCAGAGAGGGUAUCAUAUUAUGGAAUUCAAGGGAACUUGAUAUCAUAUUUGACAGGGCCACUCAAACAAAGUACUGCAACAGCUGCUGAGAAUGUGAAUAUAUGGGCUGGAACUGCUUCUCUUCUUCCUCUAUUUGGUGCUUUCAUUGCUGAUUCUUUUCUUGGACGUUACCACACUAUCAUACUUGCUUCUCUCAUCUAUAUCUUGGGACUAGGAUUGUUAACAUUAUCAGCUAUGCUUCCUUCCAUCACCAAAUCUAAAUGUCAAUUAGACAGUACAUUCAUAUUCUGCUCCCAACAUUCACAAGUAAUCUUAUUCUUCAUCUCACUCUAUCUAGUAGCCAUUGGACAAAGUGGACAUAAACCUUGUGUUCAAGCUUUCGGGGCAGAUCAAUUCGACGAACAACAUCCUAAGGAGCAGAGAGCUAGAAGCUCAUUCUUUAAUUGGUGGUAUUUUACCAUGAUUGCAGGUUGCACCGCAACACUUUCGAUCUUGAACUAUAUACAAGAUAACUAUAGUUGGGUUCUUGGAUUUGGUAUCCCUUGUGUUGUCAUGAUCAUUGCUUUGACUGUGUUCUUGCUUGGAACAACGACAUAUAGGUUUAACAUUCGGGAUAAUGGCGAGAGUUCAUUUCUUAGAAUUGGUCGCGUAUUCAUUGUAGCUGUAAGAAAUUGGCAAAAAACGUUAUCAAGCAACACUAUUGAAGAGGAAUGUGAUGGAACACUUCGUCGUCAAAGUUCUGAACAAUUCAACUUCCUCAACAAGGCAUUGCUAACAUCAAAGGGAUCCAAAGAUGGUAAAACUUGUAGCCUUAGUGAGGUGGAAGAAGCAAAGGCAGUACUAAGACUAGUUCCAAUUUGGGCUACAACUUUGGUUUAUGGUAUUGUGUUUGCUCAAGUUUUUACAUUCUUCAUUAAACAAGGAAAAUCUAUGGAGAGAACAAUAUUUCCUGGUUUUGACAUACCCCCCGCUUCUCUUCAAUCGAUUAACAGUCUCGCCAUUGUUCUCGUAAGCCCCAUCUAUGACCGCAUAUUCGUGCCAGUAACAAGAUCUUUCACUGGGAAACCCUCAGGCAUCACAAUGCUUCAAAGAAUCGGCACUGGAAUUUUUCUAUCCAUUUUCACAGUAGUAGUUGCAGCCCUUGUUGAGAUUAAAAGACUAAAAACAGCACAAGAGUAUGAACUUGUUCAUGAUCCCAAUGCAAUUGUUCCAAUGAGUAUAUGGUGGUUGAUUCCUCAAUACUUUUUGUUUGGAGUUUCUGAGGUUUUUACUAUGGUUGGUCUUCAAGAGUUUUUCUAUGAUCAGGUCCCAAAUGAACUAAGAAGCAUGGGACUUGCACUCUACUUGAGUAUUGUUGGUGUUGGAAGCUUUCUAAGUGGCUUUCUCAUUUCAAUGAUAGAAAAUAUUACUGGCAAAGAUGGACAUGAAAGUUGGUUUUGUGACAAUAUCAAUAAGGCACAUCUUGAUUACUUUUAUUGGCUACUUUCUGGAUUAAGUGUGGUGGGGUUUACUUUGUUCAUUUACUUUGCAAAAUCUUAUGUUUAUAAUCGCAAAGGUAUUAUCACACAAGGAUAGUCACUUAUCAAAUAUUGUAUGAGGUUCGCAAAGAUAUUUGUUGCGGCAAGUGUGAGGUGAGUUAUGUUUUACAUUGCUUAUAAAAGUGAAGGUUAAGCACUUUAUAAGUGAGAGGACCCAUAAAUUCCUUAAGAUUUUAGGUAAAAGUGUGGUGUCCAAUUUACUUAUGUAGUUGCUUUGAGCCUAAUGUGAUGAUCUUCCGGCUGCCUUCUCACAACUCAACGGUAUUAUCA